AUGCUGGCCGCUGUGGAGAAUUUGAACUGUAUCCUCACGCUCAAUUUCGAAAGUCAAAGUCGUGAGCAACAUGAACUCGAUGAUAUCGAGCAGCGAUAUGAAUCUGUUAAACGAAAUUCGGGAAUUUUACGGCUAAAAGGUGAAGUGGUGAGAGCAGAUUUCCAGGACUUGCAAUUUAUUUCUGAUAUUGGAAAUGGUAGCUGUGGACGUGUCUCUAAGAUGAGCUACAGAGGUCACGUUAUGGCUGUUAAGGACAUGGUUCGAACAUCAAACAAAGAGGAUAACAAACGCAUUAUUAUGGAUUUGGACGUGAUUUCACGUGCAGAAGCGUCUCGUCACAUAGUUUUGUGUUAUGGGUACUUCAUAUCUGAGGUAUUUACAUGUGCACCAUAA
Molecule: messenger RNA, 393 nt
Organism: Haemonchus placei
Lineage: Eukaryota; Metazoa; Nematoda; Chromadorea; Rhabditida; Trichostrongylidae
Source: the annotation of a GenBank genome assembly